Molecule: messenger RNA, 1492 nt
Organism: Heterocephalus glaber (naked mole-rat)
Lineage: Eukaryota; Metazoa; Chordata; Mammalia; Rodentia; Bathyergidae
Source: RefSeq, a predicted model, not a curated record
AUGAAGGGAAAACCAGCUGCACAACUGGGUUGUUGCCACAAGACCAAGGCACUGGGGGACUAGGGGGACUCCCGGACCCCCAGCCAGGACUUCUAGCUCUGCCAAGGUGACCAGCUCUCCUCAGCCUACAGGCCACUUCUGGACACAAUGGAUGCUCAUGGCUCUUCUUGUGCCAGCUGGCCAUGCUCCUCGAUAAGGACACCAGCCAGGUCCUCCCUGCUGGCCUUCCCCCAGCGCCUGGACCUAUACUUGUAUGCUCUGUAGCUGGCAACCUUGGGCACAGCCCCACAAGGUCUCAGAGAGGACAAAGAGGACACUUCAACCAUAAAGCACUGGGCCCCAGGGCUGCACACCAGCUCCACUGAUGAUGAAAAGCUCACAGCCGAGUAUCCACUAAGCAAGGACAAGAUGGAAAGCCAGCCUGAAACAGCUGGCCACGGGGCCCCCUGUCCAUCCCUGACUCCUGGAAACAGCUCCACUCCAACCUCCCAGCUGAACAGAAAGAGCCUUAGCCCCUCAGCAUUCUGCCCCAGCCCUCCUGUCCCCAUCUCCAAGGAGCUCCCAUUCCACUUCCUCCCCUUCUACCCCAGGUACCCGCUUCUCCUGCCUCUGCCUUACCUGUUCUCCUAUGGGGCCCUACCUUCUGUCCAGUGUCCCCACCUCUUCAUACUGCCCCAAGACAUUACCUACCCCACCAUGGCUGCACCCAGCUUGCUGAUGACAGCCGAUGAGCCUGGGCACCACAGUGUUCCAGGGCAGACCCUGCUUUGCAACCCUGGGCCCUUCCAAGCCUCUGGCCAUGCCAUGCCCUCCCGGACCCAGGAUCCAUCCUUGGGAAUGGAGUGGGCUGGCAUGACAGCUCCAGGGAAGCGGGCCUCAAUGGGAUCCCGGGCAGGCACCUCGGCCCUCCCCUACCCUCUGAAGAAAGAAAACGGCAAAAUCCUGUAUGAGUGCAACAUGUGCAGCAAGAGCUUUGGACAGUUCUCCAACCUUAAGGUCCACCUGCGCGUGCACAGUGGGGAGCGGCCGUUCCAGUGUGCCCUGUGCCAGAAGAGCUUCACCCAGUUCGCCCACCUUCAGAAGCACCACUUGGUGCACACUGGGGAGCGGCCCCACAAGUGCCGGACGUGCCAGAAGUGCUUCAGCAGUUCCAGCAACCUCAAGACUCACCUGUGCCUGCACGUCCAGUGCAGUGUCUGCCCAAAUCACUUCACCCAGCUUGUCCAUUGGAAGCUGCACCAACAGCUCCACACUCCACAACCCGGCGGCCUGGCUCACCCCCACCUGCCCCUGGGCUCUCUUCCCUGCCUUGCCCAAUGGCACCAGCGAGCAUUGGAUCUUGUUGCGGAGCCCUCAGAGAAACAGAUGGGUUGGGACAUGGACAGGGUCAAGGUGUCCUUGGUAUCCCAGGGAAAGCCAGGGCAGCCAGCCUGAGCCAACACUGCUCAGAGGAGAGGGCAAGGGCAGAGCAAUUAAAGGAUUUUCAAAAUGA